Messenger RNA from Didymosphaeria variabile, 1137 nucleotides. RefSeq lists its product as uncharacterized. The coding region runs from base 1 to 1137 and encodes 378 amino acids. The record is from RefSeq and is a predicted model, not a curated record. The transcript is spliced from 4 exons. NCBI's taxonomy places the organism in Eukaryota, Fungi, Ascomycota, Dothideomycetes, Pleosporales, Didymosphaeriaceae.
AUGGAGACGACAACGGGCAGAAUUUCAAAGGCGGCAUUCGUUGGAUCCUCGUCGGCCUUUCUGGGAAUCUGCCUCAUCACAGUAGUCUUCCGUUGCUACAUCCGGUUUUGCAUACAGCGCGAGAUAGGAUGGGACGAUGGGUUCCUCAUCUUCGGCCUCUGCUGCCUCAUCGUAGGCAUGACACUCCUUUUCACAGUCAUAGAUACAAUGUAUGAAUCAGAGAACUUUGUCUUUGGGUCAGGCAUUGCCACGAUCAACCCUAUGGAGAUCCCAAACCUGCUCAAUCGAAUCGCCCAUUAUCGCACGAUGUCAGCUGUCGCUCUGAUGCUCAUGUGGCUCAGCAUGGGUUGCGUCAAGAUUUGCUUCUUGGCUUUCUUCAAGAAGUUGAUUCGCCAAAUGCCUGCGAUGAACAUCUUCUGGUGGUUCUCGCUUGUGUUCAAUGCAGCGGUCAUUGUCUAUGGAACUACGACGUAUUAUGUGACAUGUCCUUACUUCGGUCCUGAGAAGGUCUUCCAGAGUAUGCAAUGCGUGCAAGGAAGUGGACUCAAGCUGGCGCUCAGCUUUUCGAUAUCACAGAUGGCCCUUGAUAUUAUCGGCGACAUAUUCAUCUUAGUGAUUCCCGUGGUCCUGAUCUGGAAAAUUCGCAUCACCUGGAAGCAGAAGUUGGCGCUCGCUUUCACACUCUGCUUGACCAUAGUCAUGGUCAUCAUUACUAUUGCGCGGAUUGCCGGCCUCAAGUGGCGAGGCAAGCUCGACUCAAUCUGGGAAACCUACUUCAUCGUUAUCGCAGCAGAAAUCGGGUUAUCACUUGUCGCUGUCUCAGCGUUUCGUGCUCUUUACGUAUCGAAGUCGAAGGACCGCCACGUGAAUAAGACGAUUACUUCAUUCAGAUGGUACAACAAAGGACAUGCUGCGGUAUGGAAUAUCAUCACCAAGACAACUGGUAAAACUACAUCUGUGGAGAUGCAGAAGAGAGGUGAUGGUUUCCUGAAGGAUGACAUUCCACAUGGUACCAUGACAGGUAUGAGAACAUUCAUCGAUGCGAAUGGAAGAACAAGAAUAUACGAUACCAUGGAUGAAGAGAGGUCCAUGGAUUAUUCGAGUGUGAGUGAGCAGAGGGGCGGUCCCAACGUCUAG